Molecule: messenger RNA, 3574 nt
Organism: Malaya genurostris
Lineage: Eukaryota; Metazoa; Arthropoda; Insecta; Diptera; Culicidae
Gene: RhoGAP68F
Product: rho GTPase-activating protein 68F
Exons: 9
Coding region: 856-2340 (494 amino acids)
Biological process (GO): small GTPase-mediated signal transduction; negative regulation of endocytic recycling
Cellular component (GO): cytoplasm
Molecular function (GO): GTPase activator activity
Source: RefSeq, a predicted model, not a curated record
CCUUUUGAUCGGUCGUUUCUUGUUUGCAUGUCGAAUUGUACGUCCUUCAGUUCAGUACAACACCCAUCUGCAACUAUCGCGUCAAAUGAAAAUUACGCGUUCAAGAGGAGAGACGAUUUCGUGUUCGUAGUGUGCGCUUUGUAGUGCGGUUAGCAAUAGUAAUCGUUAGUGCUGAAAGUGAAAAAGUGAGUUGGUUUUUUUUGAACAACUGCAGAAUAAAAUAUGCAUUGCUACCUACAAGAAUUCGAUGUAGUUGGCACCUAGUUUCGAAGCACACAUUCCGUUUUCUUUUAAGUGGCAAAGGUGAACGGGACGGAAAUUAGCAUUUUUGGUUUGACUCGUCAGACAAGCAUUUUUUUUUAUUCACAACCUUGAUAAUCGCCUACUGGAACACGAGAGGAGGAUAUGGUUGUCCUAGGUUCUACUAACCAUCGAAAGUCACCGUUCCGCAGCAGAAGUGUGAAUGACUCACGUUGACGAAGUAGAAAUAAGUGGUAAUUGAACAUUGUGAUGAGCAAAACUCUGUCUAUCGUUGUUUUGUUGAAGGCUUACUCAUAAUUUCGUGCCCACAAGACCAGGGACAACUGUUUGUUGGAAAGAAGUUUGCGACAAUGGUGUAUGCAAAUUGAAUAGCGAAACAGAACGAAGAAUCUCGAAGAAUGAUUGUUUAUUCCCAGUGAUAAGUGAUAACGUGGCAAUUGUGGUCCAGAAAAGAAAAAUUGUAGAAAAAAAAAUCAUUCUUCAGUACACACUGCGCUCGCUACCUGCUCGGAAAGGUGCUAGGCAUUCGCUCGACAUUUGCGCAAACACAACAUACCUCGUGACGGAUCCAGUCAAAGCACUGUUCGAAACACAAUGGAAACAUUCGAGCAGAAAAGCAACCGUAAUUUGCCCGUGAAGUUUCCAGGUGCUGCAAUGAAUCCGCCCAUGGUGGACACCGGCGAGGAUCCCCACCCGAGUCUCUCCGAUUGGCACGACUAUGAACCGAAUCUCGAGUUUGACGAUACGGAACUGUCGCAAACGGCACCGGAACCCGGAGGCACAGUCAUUUUUGACGAGGACAACUACUCCGGCGAGUUCGAAGCGGUUUCUGCAGACGAAAUUAUCAAAACCACACUCGAUCCGGACAACUACGAGGAGCAGCUGAAAAUGGUUGAGCCCGACGAGAAUGCGAUACGUAAAGAGUUCAAACGAAGGAAAUUUAUCGAAUUUAUCGGCACGGACAAACACGGACAGCCCAUAAUUGCCAUCUAUGCCUGCAGUUUACCGGAACGGAAAGAUCUGAAUACGAAUAUUUUUAUCGAUUUUAUCAUCAAGUCGAUGGAAGAAUUUGUCCAGAAUGAUUAUAUCAUUGCGUACUUUCACCAAGGCAUGAAGGAUAAUAGCAAACCAUCGCUGCAGUUUCUGUGGAACUCUUACAAAGAACUGGAUCGAAGUUUCAAAAAGAACCUUAAGAAGCUAUACGUGGUACAUCCAACGACCUUCAUCAAAAUGGUAUGGUUUUUCUUCAGACCGGUCAUCAGCGAAAAGUUCAAGAGCAAGCUCAUCUACACGUCCAGCCUGGAUGAGCUGAAGCAGUCAUUAGGUUUACAAGCGCUCAAAGUGCCGGACACUGUGCGAGAAUUCGAUGAGAAAAUUAACAACAGCACCCGGUACACGCUGCGAGGUAGCAAAUCUAGUCUGAAGAGUAGCCGUUCGAUGGAACACAUCCCGAAAACGAACCAGUUCGGUGUUUCCCUGAAGUUCAUCAUCGAGAACAGUGCCUGCCUCAACUGCAUUCCACCGAUCGUGCGCAAAUGUGUCGAUCAUCUGUCGCUCUCAGACGUUAUCGAUACCGAAGGCAUCUUCCGGCGAUCGGGCAACUAUACCCGAAUAAAAGAAUUGCGUGAAAAGAUUAACCAAGGCGAAGAGGUGAAUCUGACGAACGAAGACACUCACGUGGCGGCUGCGCUACUGAAAACGUUUUUGCGCGAACUGGAGGAACCGCUACUCACCUACGAGCUGUACGAAGAUAUCGUUCAGUUUACCGAGUGGACCACCGAGGAGCAACGAUCGCGGAACGUGAAGCAAAUUCUGCGCGAGAAACUACCGGAGGAAAACUACGAACUGUUCAAGUACAUCGUCGAGUUCCUGGGGAAGAUCAUGGAGCGGAAAGAUUUCAACAAGAUGACGUCGUCGAAUCUGGCGAUCGUGUUCGGUCCCAAUCUGGUGUGGCCCAAGCAGGCACAGAUGUCGUUGGAUGAGAUCGGACCGAUCAAUGCCUUCAUCGAUUACGUUCUGCAGCAUCAGGAUGAUAUCUAUUUUGUGGAUAUCAACAAAAAAGAUGGAGGCUACGAUUAACAGCGGCUGAUUUAAGUUUAGUUCGUUUCUUUUUUUUUAAAUGAUUUUAUCGUUGAGGCAUGUGAUGUGCAUUUGCGCUGGUCCGUUCCUGGAUGUAUACAUUUUAAUGGAAGACGCACAAGUAGUUUGUUUCCUGUCCAUAUUCUGGUUUAAUGAAGUUUCACCUCCCGAUGUGACACUGACUACUUGUGUGUACUCUCAAACAGAACAUUCUCUCGUGUUAUAGUGAUAAAACAGUGACCAGUUUUUUCAGGAUAUGUGUCUGCAGAUGUGUGUGAAAAUGAGAGUUUUAAGCAGUGUAACUAAUAAUCAUAAGUGAAACAUUAAUAGUCAUUAUUACAGUAAAUUGUUAAGGAUGUUUUGAAUAAUUUAUAUAUACGCAGCCGAGUCUGCACACGUUUGAAAUCACGACCAGCGGAUCAAAACCAAAGAAUGGGUUUAAAAUAGAAACAAACAAAAAAAUUGUUGAAUCGGUCUCAGGCAUCUGUCAUCAUUAUGUCUGCGGACAUCCUGGUGCGCCAAAACGAUCAUACAGGAAAACUCUGUCCACAUCUGCCUGCAUGUCUAACACGUACGCUUUCCCCGUUUGAUAAAUAUGGUGAAGGAAAUUUGUUAGUAAAUGGAAUUUUGAAAAAAAACUCAAUUCUUGCUAAGUGACGGAGACACAGCAGGUACGGGAGGUUCGCGUCCAUCUAUCAACCAUCAACAAGUGAAAUAAUUUCAUACCUCUUAUGAAAAAUCGAUUCGAAGCGAAAACAAACAGUCUGGGAAUAUAUCAAUUUCAGUAGGAUUAUUAGCUCAAUUAGAAAAACAAAAAAAAAACAUUUUAACCAGUUCCAAACUAUCACUAUACUAUUGUACUCCGCCGUAAAAUAGUGUCACACGAUUGUCAGAACUCAAAACCCAUUGUAUCUUGGUAUUUUCCGCUUCUAGUCCGGUAUCUCUUUGUUUUAUUGAAAUAACAACCAAAUAAAAUUGGAGAACACGUAAUAUAUACUUAGCGGUGCUGCAGAAAAGAAAGAAAAAACAAAUAACGACAGCAAGAUGCGAAAAGACGAAUAGAUUCUCAAACAUCGUUUGCUAAAACGAAUUACAUUAUAUGUGGCAAGUUAUAGUUAACCGUUGAAGUUUUUUGGGGGGCAAUGAGCGCUGAAAAUAUUACUCAGAAAUCAUGUACAGAGAUUUUACUAAAAAAAAAUUAAAAAUAAAAAGCGGUUGAAUGAAGUAUGUAAAA